CGUCUUUACUUCUGAAGUUGCUUGUUUCGGCUUUGGUGUUUCUUCCUUUCUUCGGUUGACCCCGUACCUUGGUCUUUUACUUCCGCUUUCAGUUGCUUUUUCGUUAUUGAUUCUCAAAAUUUCGAUCCAGGUGAAUGUUUUCUAGUCCUUCCUUGAGUUCUGUACUUACCUUUCUCUGCUCUUUUUGUGUAUUUUCUUGGCCAGUUGUCGUUGCUCGCUGGGUCGUUGAUGGGCCACUCAUUGCCACGACGGGAGAUGCCCGGCACCCCUUAUCACCAUGUUAUCCUUAUCUUAUCUCAUCAGUGUUUCAUCAUUCUUUUAGCUCGGGUUUGGAAACAACGGGGCAACAACGGGGCUCAUUGCAUCAUCGUUAUCGGUUAGAGGUGUCAUGUCGUUGUCAUCGUCAUCAUCAUGGGCGUAAAUUUGGGAAUCAUGGAAGGGGCGUUUUAUGGUACCUCUAGUGUAUUUUUUCGAGGCUUUUCGCCGUUUCGGUGCGACUACCGAGAUUGGGUUACUUUUGUCUUUUCUUGCCACCGUGACGACGAGAAGACGAGAAAAGGAAGAGGAGGGGAAUGAAACAGAAAGAAA
Neurospora tetraspora is the source of this 588-nucleotide messenger RNA. RefSeq lists its product as uncharacterized. The transcript has a single exon. Lineage: Eukaryota; Fungi; Ascomycota; Sordariomycetes; Sordariales; Sordariaceae. Bases 135 to 461 code for a protein of 108 amino acids. The record is from RefSeq and is a predicted model, not a curated record.